AUGUUUUCCAAAUUCAACAAAGCUCGUUAUACUGCGCUCAAUGCUUCCCGCAGGCUGGCAAGGCACGCUUCUUCGACCAACAGCGUCGCUGGCGCUGCCACUGGCGGUUCGUCUUCUUUUAACAUCAAAAAAGUGAUCGAAAACAAUGCGGACAACAAGCCCAACGUCGUGAUCCUGGGCUCCGGCUGGGGUGCCAUCUCUUUGCUCCAGAACAUCGAUUCCAAAAAAUACAACGUCACCAUGAUCUCGCCUCGUAGCUAUUUUUUGUUCACCCCGCUACUUCCAUCAACUCCUGUCGGCACAGUGGAUGAAAAAUCGAUCAUCGAGCCAGUGGUCAACUUCGCCUUGAAGAAGAAGGGCAACGUUUCGUACUAUGAAGCCAAGGCUACCUCGAUAAACCCCGACAGAAACACAGUGACCAUCCAGUCCGUCUCCACCGUUUCCCAGCUGGCACAGCCGGACAACCACUUGGGCCUCAACCAGCAAGAUGAGGCUGAAAUCAAGUACGACUACCUUGUAAGUGCAGUCGGUGCCGAGCCCAACACUUUCGGCAUUCCUGGUGUGGAGACACACGGCAACUUCCUCAAGGAGAUUCCACACUCGCUUGAAAUCCGCAAGCGCUUUUUGUCGAACAUCGAGAAAGCUAACCUGCUUCCUAAGGGCGAUGCCGAGCGCAAACGUCUACUAACUAUUGUGGUUGUCGGUGGUGGACCAACUGGUGUGGAAACCGCUGGUGAACUACAGGACUAUAUUGACCAAGAUCUCAAGAGAUUCAUGCCUUCUGUUGCCGAGGAGGUCCAAAUCCACCUUGUUGAAGCUUUGCCCGUUGUUCUAAACAUGUUCGAGCGUAAGUUGACCUCUUACGCCCAGGACGUUCUUCAAAAGACCACAAUCAAGGUUCAUCUAAGAACUGCUGUCUCCAAAGUGGAAAAAGACCACUUGAUCGCCAAAACUAAGGCCGAAGACGGUGCAGUCACUGAACAGACCAUCCCUUACGGUACACUUAUCUGGGCCACUGGUAACAAGCCUUUGAGCAUUAUUACCGACCUUUUCAAAAAGAUUCCUCAACAGGUCGACUCGAGAAGAGGCCUGGCUGUCAACAAUAACAUGCUGGUCAAGGGUACCAACAAUAUAUUUGCUGUUGGUGAUAACGCAUUUUCCGGGCUACCUCCAACUGCUCAAGUCGCCCAUCAACAGGCCGAGUACUUGGCCAAGGUCUUCGACAGAAUGUCCAAGACUCCUAACUUCCACGCCGACCUUGCAAAGAGAACGCAAAAGGUGGACUUGUUUUUCGAGGAGAACGGUGUAAAGCCAUUUGACUAUAUUCAUUACGGUGCCUUGGCUUACUUGGGGGCCGAAAAGGCCAUUGCCAAUAUCACCUACGGUAAGCGCUCUUUCUACACAGGUGGUGGUGUUUUGACUUUCUACAUUUGGAGAGUCCUGUACGCUAUGAUGAUCUUGUCGGCGCGAUCUAGAUUCAAGGUUAUCUCCGACUGGUUCAAGCUAGCCAUUUUCAGAAGAGACUGCUUCAAAGAAUUGUAA
Messenger RNA from Lachancea meyersii CBS 8951, 1542 nucleotides. Lineage: Eukaryota; Fungi; Ascomycota; Saccharomycetes; Saccharomycetales; Saccharomycetaceae. The record is from the annotation of a GenBank genome assembly.